Molecule: messenger RNA, 924 nt
Organism: Brettanomyces nanus
Lineage: Eukaryota; Fungi; Ascomycota; Pichiomycetes; Pichiales; Pichiaceae
Exons: 1
Coding region: 1-924 (307 amino acids)
Cellular component (GO): cytosol
Molecular function (GO): aldose reductase (NADPH) activity; oxidoreductase activity, acting on NAD(P)H as acceptor
Source: RefSeq, a predicted model, not a curated record
AUGACUUUUUCCCUUCCAAUUGGACCACUUGGGAUCCCCCAAUUGGGAUUUGGUACUGGUACCUACUACUAUAAGGGUGCUGACACUCUCACUUUUAAUCAGUCGUUGGUCGACAUGCUUGUAGAAGCUGUUCACCAAGGUUUCAUUCAUAUCGACACUGCUGAAUCCUACGGAGUCUACCCUGAAGUGGCUGCUGCUUUGAAGCAAUUGUUGACUGAAAUGGACAGGUCGUCUAUAUUUAUCACUGACAAAUAUUCCGGCUCACCUUCAAAAGGUAUAUCAAAGAAUGGCACUCCAUACGAACACUUGAAGAAGAUUUUGAAUAAAUUAGGAACAGAUUAUGUAGAUCUCUACUUAAUUCAUUCUCCUUUCAUCACCAAUGAAAAGAUCGGCUUCACCUUGGCGGAAAUCUGGAAAUCUAUGGAAAAAUGCCUAGACGAAGGUUUUGCAAAGCGAAUCGGUGUUUCCAACUUUGCCGUUUCAGAUCUCCAAGACAUUCUUCAAACGGCCGGGCACAAGCCCCUAGUUAACCAAAUUGAGUUCAAUGCAUUCUUACAGAAUCAAACUCCGGGCAUUUUCCAAUUUUGCAAGUCCCACGAAAUUACUUUGGAGGCUUAUUCUCCUUUGGCUCCUUUGACCAAAGUGGAUCAUUCCUCCGGUGUAGGCGAGCAGAUGGACCUAUUUUUAGGUCAAUUGGCUGAAAAAUACGAUAAAACUAAAACGCAAAUUCUGUUGAGAUGGGUUCUACAGCUCGGCGUCGUUCCUAUCUCAACGACCUCUAAGCGAUCCCGUCUCCAAGAAUGGAAAGGUGUUUUCGAUUUCCAGCUUGAACAAGCUGAAGUUGAUACAGUAACUUCCAUUGGUCAAUCCUACAAACCUCGACUCCGUCUCUACAUGAGAUCCCAGUACUCUAAGUAUGAUUAG